Molecule: messenger RNA, 3246 nt
Organism: Adineta ricciae
Lineage: Eukaryota; Metazoa; Rotifera; Eurotatoria; Adinetida; Adinetidae
Source: the annotation of a GenBank genome assembly
AUGCACUUCUCAAUAAUAUUUUUCUUAUUUCUGUUUAAAAAUCUAAACAUUGCCUUUUGCAAUGUCACUGUUCAAAUCGCUGUUCUUCUACCCACCGAUCCACAAUUGCCAUUCGCUAUGCAAAAAGUCAAACCGGCAAUCGAUUUAGCAGUCAAAGAGGUUGAUAAACGUCAAUUAUUAAUCAAUGGCAAAUCUCUGAGUGUCCAUUAUGGUGAUACAAAUUCAUCGUAUAUCGUCGGACCUCUGUUAGCGAUUGACUUUUAUGCAAAAAAACAAGCCGCUGUUUUUCUGGGACCUGUUGACGGUCCCGGCUUGGCGGCCGUUUCAAGAUACUCUCCACACUGGCGAAUACCUGUUAUAUCGCCAGGAGGAGGUUUUAAUUAUCAUUUUGACAAUAAACGUGAAUAUCAAUUAUUGACGCGAAUGCUUCAUUCAUCGAAGACAAUUGUUCAUUUCAUUUCUCGCGUCAUUCUACCACAUUUUAAUUGGACUAGUGUGAGAAUCAUUGCUGAAAGAAAUGUCGUCGAAGCACAAAGCGAAUGCUAUAUGUUAAUGGGUGCUUUAUGUCGAACCUUACGUAAUCCAAAUAGUAAAGGCGAAUCCAAAGAUACAUGUUCUCAUUCGAUAUUUGAUGUCGACCGAAAAAAUGAAACGAAGGAAAAACUUCACAAAACAUUGCAUGAAGCAAAGACCGAAGCAAGAAUAUUAUUCAUCUGUAUGGACUCAAAUCUAUUUCGAGAUUUCCUACUUAUGGCUUAUGACUUAAACAUGAUCAAUGGAGAAUAUGUUUUUGUUUACCUCGAUAUUUUUCGAUUGAUGAGGAAAGACAUGAAAUUAAUAUCGUGGUUUAAAAAUGAUUCCAGCGAAGCAGAGAAUAACAAAGCACGUCGUGCAUUUGAAACAGUGCUUAUACUUGCCGUCAAACAGCCUGACACUGAUCGAUAUCAGGAUUUUUCUGAUCAAGUCAACGCGCUACAAGCCAAAACCAAUAACGAAAGUGUGCCAAAAGAAAAAUUUGUCAAUCCAUAUGUCGCAACGUUUUACGAUGCUGUGCUACUUUAUGUGUACGGAUUGAAUCGAACAAUUCAAGCAAAAGAAAAUACGAGCGAUGGAUUCGCAGUUGUCCAACGAAUGUGGAAUGUUAGUUUCGAAGGCUCGAAUGGUAUUGUACAAAUUAGUGAAACCGGUGACCGUGUUAGUGAUUAUUCAUUGUUUGAUCUCAAUCCAAAAAAUGGCCUCUUUGAGGAAGUAGGAACUUAUUUUGGUGUGAAUUCGUCAUUCAUCCUUUCGAAAGAUAUCUAUUGGAUUGAUCAAAAUAAAACAACGCCUAUCGAUGUUCCCUUUUGUGGCUUCGAUGGAAGUAAAUGUAGAGUGUAUAAAAAUCCAGCCUUACCAUGGAUUUACUUUGGUGCAAGUGUACCAGCAGCUGUACUGUUUCUAAUCAUCGUUGGUUAUUGGUAUUUCAAACGUGUUAGUUUCGAAGCUCAACUGAAAGCAAUGAAUUGGAUUAUUGAACCUGAUGAUAUAUUCACAACCGUAGAUUUAGGUUUUAAAUACAAACAAAUCAAACGAGAUCGACACAAACGUGCGUCAAUGCAUCAUAUUGCUCUAAUGGAAGAGGAAAAUCAGUUAGAAAACGGCGGACCGGUGAAAACAGCGCGAUAUAAAGGUUCAAUGGUGACGUUAAAAUUAAUUCCACAUAAGACAAGAAUCGAUGUCAAUCGAUCUUUGUUGAUGCAAGUGAAAGCGAUCAAAGAUAUGCAAAGUGAAUAUCUCCUCCGAUUUAUUGGUGCCUGCCUAGAUCCACCGCUUCUAGCUAAUGAAUAUUGCUCCAAAGGAAGUUUACAGGAUUUACUUGAAAAUUCACAAAUAAAACUCGAUGAUAUGUUUAAAUAUUCCAUUAUACAUGAUAUUGUCAAAGGAAUUUUGUAUAUUCAUAAUAGUGAACUACAAUCACAUGGAAAUUUAAAAAGUACAAACUGUCUUGUCGGUAGUCGUUUUGUUGUUAAAAUCUCCGAUUACGGUAUUCCAUCACUACGAACUCCUCUUCAUCAAAAAUAUCCUCUCUAUAGUGAACAGUACUAUAAAUCAUUACUCUGGUCAGCACCAGAAGUUAUUCGCGAUCCACAUGCUCCUAUCUCAGGUACACAGAAAGGCGAUGUAUAUAGUUUCUCCAUCAUCCUACACGAAAUUAUCUAUCGCCGUGGUCUUUUCGCCAUGAAUGAAACAAAUGUCUCGCCAAAGGAAAUCUUCGAUUCCAUCAAAUCCGGCAACGAAAUCCGGCCGCCGUUUCUCAGUGAUAAUGCUCUCUUCGAAAUAGGCAAUUUAAUGAAACGUUGCUGGCAAGAAAGUCCAGCUGACCGACCUGAUUUUGCAUCCGUUUCAAGUACAAUAAAAAAAUUGAGCAAAAAAUAUGACAAUGAAAAUCUUGUCGACAAUCUCUUACAGCGCAUGGAACAAUACACAAAUAAUCUCGAAGAACUUGUUAAAGAACGUACCAAUGAUUACCUAUUAGAAAAGAAAAAAGCCGAAGAAUUACUCUAUCGUUUAUUGCCACAGUCUGUAACGACAGAAUUAAUGGCUGGCAAGCAAGUUACAGCUGAAUCUUUUGAAUGUGUGACGAUCUAUUUUUCCGAUAUUGUUGGUUUCACAAGAAUAUCAGCAGAAAGUACACCAUUACAAAUUGUGUCUUUACUAAACGAUCUGUACACAUGCUUCGAUUCGAUUAUCGAAGCAUUCGAUGUUUACAAGGUUGAAACGAUCGGUGAUGCUUAUAUGGUUGUUAGCGGUUUGCCAACACGUAAUGGGGAUUUACAUGCACGCGAAAUCUCGCGUAUGGCGUUAACUAUACUCGACGCAGUUAUACACUUUCGUAUUCGGCAUCGACCUGAUGAACAGUUAAAAAUUCGUAUCGGUAUUCAUUCAGGUCCAUGUGUGGCGGGUGUUGUUGGUUUGAAGAUGCCGAGAUAUUGUUUGUUCGGUGACACAGUUAACGUGGCAUCACGAAUGGAAUCCAAUGGUCAACCACUACGAAUUCAUAUAUCUCCUCUUACUAAAGCAUUACUUGAUAAAUUCCAAACAUUCACGUUAAAAGAACGUGGACAAGUUAAUCUCAAAGGUAAAGGCGAAAUGUUGACCUAUUGGUUAUUGGGAGAACGUGAUGGUUUGCAAGUGCCCUUCAGUGGUGACUUAGAACAGAGCAAUGGAAAUUCUCCGACGGUGGAAAAACCAACUACUGAUCACUGA